UCAGAAUUCGCUCCAAAGUGCAGUGCAGGAAUCGUCUUGCCAUACUCCAACACAUCUUCCCAUCCCGGAACACCACCAGCUUACAAUGCAGUUACGCGGCCUGUUGGUUCUAUACUUUGCAACGCUGGUGAUCACACCGUCCUGUGCGAUCCAGUGCGCCCAGUCCGCUAUCUCCACAGCAUGCGCACUUAAAAACAAUGCGAAUCUUCGCUUUGCCAGCGCGCACGUGUCUGGGGAAAAAGACAAAGGUUUCGCAGCGAAAAAUAUUCAAGACAUGUGCAACGGUAAUGGUGCGUACACUUCAAAGUAAGUUUUGAAUUGAAUAGGGUCAAAGUUUAAAAUGAAAAAAAAAAAGGUAGUCGGUUUGUAAGGCAAACCAGUUAUUUUUGUAAGAAAGAUAUAUUUUAGAAAUGUUUGAUUAAAAUUUUUUGUUCCACCACCUCACUUGUAGUGGGGAAGUAGAAACUAGCUGUGACCUUUAAACUUGGAUAAAAGUAGUGGCUUUGAAAUGGCUAUCACAGGGGGGCUACAUUAAGCUAAUUGAACUGGAGUAGCUAUGGGUGUGUGUUUUAGCUAUAGGGAGGCUGGUGGAAGUAUCUAGAGCGAAAAUUUUGAGAAGAGAGAGGGAUAGAGAGAGAGAGAGAGAGAGAGGAAGAGAAAGAGAGAGAGAGAGAGAGAGAGCGAGGAGCAUUAGGUGAGACUAGCAAUUAUUAAAAUAUGACAUUAUAAUUUGGUCUUAUUUUAGCAUUGUCCUUUUUUGGCGAGAGGUCAUUAAGGUCAUUAUGCGCAUUGGUCAUUUUUUUGUACGAGUUUCUUCAGGGCAUUGGUCAUUUUGGGCGAGAGGUCGCUCGGGGGGUUUGGUCCUAUCUGGCGAGAUUUCAUUUAGGGCAUCGGUCCUUCUUGGGAUGGCUAGUUUCUGAGCAUGCAGUCAUUUUCAAGUUACACAUAUUCAUACAUUUAAGUUAUCCCUGGCCUCAUACUGCCCUCUGGUUUAGACUUCCAUAAUCCGAUAUCCUCCAGCUACUGCAAAGAUUGCAAGGGUAAACUGAUCCCAGAGACAUCCGUGUGCAUAUCUGCAAAAGUGCUGGACUACCUGGCCGAACUGGCCAAGAAUGGAUCUGUUACUGUGAGUCAAUGUUUUUUUAAAAUCAAUAAUCAAUAUUCUUUUAAUCAAGAGACAACAAAAAUCAUAAGAAUUUUUUUUUUUGAACACAUUUCAAGGAAAUUAAAAAUUUGUAAAAACAACAACAACAGCACACUCUUCUGCUAAAAACAAUUACAAUAUCUUAGCAUACCGGUAUAUUAUGUCUCAUACAAGUAAAUCAAUAGAUGACAUAUGAGGCUAAAAUUCGUUUUCUCAGCGUUAGGUGAUCGUAUGAAAAUCUUGCUCACAUUGUCACUACUUGACUGAUGUUCCAUGACAUGUACCGGUUGAUUUUUUCUUUUGCGCUAGAGAAACACUGACGUGGUCAUGUGUUUAAAUUAUUCUGGUUUAAGAAUGGGUGUCUCCGUAGCAAAAAAAAACAAAACAAAACAACAAAAACAAACCAAAUAUGUAUCUGUGUGCUGAAAAUGACUUUGUAGAUUGUAGUCAUAUAAAGGCAUUGCCAUUUAUUUGAAUUAAUCAUAGAAUCUUAUCUUAUUAUCUUAUCUUAUGUUUUCUUUUCUUAUUUUAAAUUAUAUUAUAUUAUAUUUUCUUCUUCUGAUCAUCAUACAAGUUUAAAACAACCAAACACACACACAGACGCACACACACACAAACACACAUACAUUUAUUUUUUUAAAAAUGUAUAUAUAUAAUUAAAUUCACAAACACUGAGCAAAAUUCCAUUUUUUGUUUUGUUUUUGUUUGUUUCGUGGGCCGCCAGUGCAAUGUCAUGUAGUUUUUACGGACAUCCAUAAGUUCUUUCGGUUUAUUACGGACAUCCAUAAGUUCUUUCGGCUUAUUACGGACAUCCAUAAGUUCUCUCGGUUUAUUACGGACAUCCAUAAGUUCUUUCGGCUUAUUACGGACAUCCAUAAGUUCUCUCGGUUUAUUACGGACAUCCAUAAGUUCUCUCGGUUUAUUACGGGCAUCUAUAAGUUCUCUCGGUUUAUUACGGACAUCCAUAAGUUCUCUCGGUUUAUUACGGACAUCCAUAAGUUCUUUCGGUUUAUUUCGGACAUCCAUAAGUUCUUUCGGCUUAUUACGGACAUCCAUAAGUUCUCUCGGUUUAUUACGGACAUCCAUAAGUUCUCUCGGUUUAUUACGAACAUCUAUAAGUUCUUUCGGUUUAUUACGGACAUCCAUAAGUUCUUUCGGCUUAUUACGGGCAUCCGUAAGCUCUUUCGGUUUAUUACGGACAUGUAAUUUGAUAUGCGGGCUGACUGUAAAUUUACAGAUGGUUGGCUAUUGAGGCUGCAGAUCUAACCCCGUGUAAGCUAGGUCGACAUGUGAGAUAUUUAUGGCAUUAUUAGACCGAAUGGACACGACCUACUAUGUAUGCUGCGAUGAAAGAGUCUGUCUUGGGCGGAUCAAGUCGGGGGGGUCUCUACGGAGACUGACGACGGUGGCGUCGCAUGUUCUGUUUGCAGGUGAAUGAGAUAGCGGGCGGCUGCCACAUGUGUACGUCGCUGCAUUACAAAGGAAGGGCAGUUGACCUGGAUACCAGGAGGAAGACAGAAUACCGGGCUCUGUGCAAGUGAGUAACGUGGUGUGUAGUUUUUUUUUAAAAACACAAAUAAAUGCAAUAGCGUUCAAGGAAAAUUGUAUUGUUCUAAAUUAUCAAAGAAGCGUAAUAUUUCUCUCUCUAUUCGCUCUCCUCUCUCUCUCUCUCCCUAUCCGCUUCUCUCUCUCUCUCUCUCUCUCUCUCUCUCUCUCUCUUCACUUUCCAUAUAUCUCUUUCUCUUUUACCACGCCCUCUCUGUCUCUCUUGCUCUCUCUCUGUCUCUCUCUGUCUCUCUCCAUCUUGCUCCUAGGUUGUUAAGAACAAUUCCCAAUUUAUAAUCCAAAUUUCUUUUGGUGGCAAGGCUCUUACAUAGAGAAUCAGUUAUCAUUAUCAAAACAACUUAUUGUCUGGGAUCAUUCAUAACAUUCUUGAUUCUUCAUUAGCCAUCCAAUGUGUUGAAUUGAAGACUUUACAGUUUUGUGUUCCAUCUGUUUGAGAGGAUCCUAACAUAUGUAUUCCUCACCCCCACUACUCAGAAAAUGGGGAGGAGACGCCCCGAAUGAAGCAAGCCACACCCACUGUGAGUUUUAAGGAAGUACAUCCAUGGACGCAGCAACGCAGAUGGAUAACUGCAAUCACGAUACAACUCUAGAAAUAGAAAGAACAAUGAGGCAGUAACGGAAC
Messenger RNA from Lymnaea stagnalis (great pond snail), 3332 nucleotides. NCBI's taxonomy places the organism in Eukaryota, Metazoa, Mollusca, Gastropoda, Lymnaeidae. The record is from the annotation of a GenBank genome assembly.